AUGUAUAAUAGUAUAAAAUGUGCCAGAGUUAGUCUGUGCAGAAUCCUUGGAUACGGGGUACGUUACACAGUUUAUGACGUUUAUUCUCAGAAUCUUCGUAAAUUCACAACAGAAUCAAACACACAAGUUGUGGAAUCUAAAAGUACCCUGAAUGCGUUUGGAUUACCAGAAACUAGAGAAUUUUUUGUACCAGGAAUCACAUCAGAUCCGUUCUAUAAAGAUAUUAGUCUUCCAAAAAGAUGUAUAGGCUGUGGAGCUCAAUUCCAGACAAUAGACCAAAACAAACCAGGAUAUGUGUGUUCAGAUGUACUUAACGAAUCAGGAGCUAGAGGAUCAUCAAAGCUACCGAGAAUUAGAGGAGUAGAAAUCGAAAACGCACCAGAAGGAGUUGAAGUAAACAAGGCAGAAUUGGGCAGGUUUUCUACAAAAAAACGUAGAGUAAUUUGUCAAAGAUGUUACAAACUCCAGUAUUAUAAAAGACUGGAUACAAAAAAUGAAGUUGAUUCUUCCCGCGAAACACUGGUGAAAGAGUUUUUGGAUGGAGAAAAUUUGAAAAGAAAUGCCCUAAAAAGAGUAAUCUCGUCAAACCUCACUGCAAAACAAUUUCCAGUCCUGAUGACCCAACUGGAGUCUGAAACUAACAUAGCCAACAACUCAGUGAAAAUCUCUUCAACAUCAGAAAUAAUCAGUAAUAUGGCAACAAGGAUUAAAAACAAUAGUCUGAUACUGUUUGUGCUAGACCUGACAAAUUUAGAGAUUUCAGUAAUCCCAGAACUAUAUAUAGCUCUGAGAAAUAGGACUUUGGAAGUAAUUUGGAUCGCAAAUAAGAUAGACGUACUACCCAAAGUUGUGGAUCAUUCAGAGAUUAAAAGAUGGCUAAAGUCAGUGGUGAGGCACAUUGGAAAUUCUAAAAGUUCUGACGUUAUCUUGAUAUCAAGUUCAAAGGGGACUGGGUUCGAUAAACUAGAACAUAGAUUUAAAGAGUAUUUGAGAGUUGGAGAUCCAAGAAACAUAUACGUGGUGGGAGCAACGAAUGUAGGAAAAUCAACAUUCGUCAACAGAUUUUUGGAUUUUAUUAAAUACAAGCAUGUUGGAACCCUUAAUUUAAGACGAAGUGUGGGUGGAACAACCAGGUCAGCAAUUCCAGGAACCACUUUGGAAUUUAUUGAAUUUGGACUCCCAAGUGGAUUUAAAUUAAUAGAUACGCCGGGAAUACCCAUUAUAUCGCAAAUUCCAUCGCUGCUUUACAAGCCUGUGGACUUGAUCUCGAUUGCAAUGACUAAAACUAUUAAUCCUCUGUACAUUAAGCUUGACGAAGGACAGACACUUUUAAUAGGAGCAUUGGGCAGAGUGGACCUAGUUCAGGGUUCCAAAUGCAUAGUUCAGUGUUUCUUUGCUUGCACCCUAAUAAUUGAAACAGAACCGUUGCAAGUGAAGAUAUCGUUAAACAUCAAAGUAACUGUCAAUUGUAACGGACCAAAACCGUUAGAUGAGUUCGUAAUUUGCGGGUUGGGGUGGUUUUCAUUCAGUGGAACGGGACCUAAGAUAGUGGAAAUGUUCGUACCAAAAGGUGUAAACUUUUUAAGGAGGCCAGCAAUGAUCACAAACCCACCCAGAGCAGCGGAUAAAUUUAAUAUAAUAAAUCAAAGGUGA
Theileria annulata is the source of this 1653-nucleotide messenger RNA. Its product is annotated as GTPase, putative. NCBI's taxonomy places the organism in Eukaryota, Apicomplexa, Aconoidasida, Piroplasmida, Theileriidae. The record is from RefSeq and is a predicted model, not a curated record. The transcript has 12 exons. Gene Ontology annotation, cellular component: mitochondrion. Gene Ontology annotation, molecular function: GTP binding. The coding region runs from base 1 to 1653 and encodes 550 amino acids.